AUGGUUGAAAGAAUUAACAGAUUUUUGAAGGCUUCGCUUAAAAAGGUUGUAGAUGACCCCGUAGAUUGGCCCAGCAAAUUAGCUACGAUACAGUAUGUAAUUAAUAAUACUUUUCACUUUGCAACUAAAGCGUUUCCCUCCAAGUUAUUGUUGGGAUACGAAAUGAAACAUCAUUCCGAUAAUAAACUUAUCGAAUUCUUGACUGAAUUAGUUAAAAUACAAACUAUACAGGAUGAAGAUUUAACUUGGUUAAAGAAACGGGAUAAUAGUCGUAAACUUGCAAUCAAAACCACCGAUAAAAUUAAAGAGUACAAUAAAAUUUAUUUUGAUCGUAGUCAUAAAGCACCAAAGAAAUACAAAGCGGGUGAAUACGUGCGCGUUAAGGAUGACGUUGUCAAACCUGGGGAAAGUAAAAAAUUAAAGUCGGAUUUCAAAGGUCCUUACAUGAUAGACAAAGUGUUACCACACAACCGUUACGUUGUCAAAGAUAUUCCAGGGUUUAACAUUACUCCUAGACCUUACGACUCGAUCGUGUCGCCCGACAAACUCCGACCAUGGAUAAAACCAGUGGUACCCAUGUAA
This is a messenger RNA of Trachymyrmex cornetzi, 582 nucleotides long. RefSeq lists its product as uncharacterized. Lineage: Eukaryota; Metazoa; Arthropoda; Insecta; Hymenoptera; Formicidae. The transcript has a single exon. Gene Ontology annotation, molecular function: nucleic acid binding. Bases 1 to 582 code for a protein of 193 amino acids. The record is from RefSeq and is a predicted model, not a curated record.